This is a messenger RNA of Spirometra erinaceieuropaei, 276 nucleotides long. Lineage: Eukaryota; Metazoa; Platyhelminthes; Cestoda; Diphyllobothriidea; Diphyllobothriidae. The record is from the annotation of a GenBank genome assembly.
AUGAAACACCCGAACGACGCCACCCGGUUUCCCCCGUCCACUUCCGCCUCACUCCUCACGUCGACGAUCGAUACUGACCGUUCUCCUGAACCCCCAGUACCACCCCCCUCCAUCGCCUCAGCAUCCGCUGCGGCGGCUGCUCCUGUACCCCCCAUCACUGACACACCAAGAAACAUCAACCUCACUACCUUCAACACCAGCGAUGUGGUGUCAGUCUCUACCCGUCCUCAUUACGACCACACUUCCACCGCACACAUCGGUCUGGUGGAAUGGUAG